UGGGGAUAUACCAGCAUGGAUCCAAGCAGCGAUUACCAGUUCCUCAAUGAGAUUCUGGGAAAAGCAGUGAAAAUCACCUUGAAAUGUGGCAUCUUCCAGGGAAUAUUGCAGCAUGUGGAUUCCAGCAGAAGUAUCGUUCUGAGCAGAGUGAAGAACUUGGAAACAGGCAGAAGCAUGGCAGGUGUGAAGAUGUUUUUUGGUUAUGAAAUUGUGAAUGUGGAACUGCUGGAGGAACUGGAACAAGAUGCAGCAAGAGGAGCUGCAACUCCCAUCAGGGACAGUCUAGUUACUGGAGGAACUGGAAUGGACAGGGGAGAACCAGCAGAGCACAGCCCACAGAGUUCUACUUGCAUUUCCCCAGAGAGCCGGUUCACCACCCUGAGUAACUUAAAAUAUACCCUGGCAGAGGAGGAAGAAGAGGAAAAUAUGGAGUACAUAGUCAUUGAUCAAUUCCAGCAGAAAUUUGGUCCCGCUAUGCUGCACAUCAAAAAACAGAGUGUUUUUGGUGUGGCAGCAGAGGGUGUUAAUCUGUGUCGUCAUGGAAGACUCUGCUGGCUUCAGGUAGCCACGAGGAGUCGGGUUUUUUUAUUUGAUAUUUUCCUUCUGGGGCCUCGAGUUUUCAAAAAUGGACUGCAAAUGGUGCUGGAAGACAAGAACAUUUUGAAAGUCAUCCAUGACUGCCGUUCGAUCUCAGACUGCCUGUCACAUCAGUAUGGAAUCAUUCUUUCCAACGUGUUUGAUACACAGGUUGCUGAUGUCCUGCAUUUCUCCAAUAUAACAGGUGGGUUCCUUCCACAUCGCAUCAGCUCCCUACAGGAGUGCUUGAUGCGACACCUCAAGAUGUCCCCCCAAAAGGUGUCCUUCCUGGCAUACAGGCAGCAGGCUGUUCAAGAGAAUCCUGAUAUAUGGUUUGUGAGACCUCUUCCACCUUCACUGCUGAAAGUAUUGGCUCUGGAAACCGUUUACCUUCUACCUCUCCGCUUGUUGCUACUGGAUGAGAUGAUGUCUGACUUAACAACCUUGGUGGAUGGAUACUUAAAUUCAUAUCGGGAGGGGUCUGCAGAUCUGCUGGGGAGCACAGAGAUCUCUUGUAUGGAGCUGCCAGAGGAGCUGCAGCAGCUGGCAGAUUUCCAAAAGUUGCGAAGAGAGAAAGCAUUAAAAAAGUACAAGGUAAAUGAGGAGGGUCUCCUAAUCAGACCACCACUGGAAUCCAAAGGAAAGAAGGCAGCAGAGGUGGAAGAAAAACAAGGAGAGGAUAGUUGUUGGCUUUCUUCUAAUGGAGCAGCCUUACAAAAGACAUCCUUCCAUCCCCAAGAUCCACUUCAUCAAAAUGAUGAUGAGCAGAAGCAAGUGGUAGAUCACUGGGAAAAUAAAAAGUCUAGAAUCGGCUAUAAAAAUCCAUCCUUCGAAAUGGAGGCAGGAGCAAGAGACUUGGUCAGCUGGAACUCUGUAUCGGAAAACACCCAAGCAAUGGGGAAGGGAUUCUCUCCAGAGCAGAAACCUCACACACAGGCUGCUGGAUCUUUACAAGAAGAGAGAAGUCUAUUGUUCACGGGAAACCAGGAUGAAGACUUAUUUUGUGCAAAGCAUAGCACCAUUGUGUCUGCCUCUACUCCUCCAAAAAUUAGAAAUUCUCUUCAAGAUUCAUUUCAGGUUCCACGGCAGCCCUCACUUUCUGUACUGCCUCCUUGCCCAGUCCUAGAGACUGUUGGUUUGUGGCAGAACCCAUCCUUGAAGAUGACCCAGACCUACAUUUCCAAUUUCCCAGUAAGGCCAGAAAGGGAAGGGAGUUCAGCAGUUCGCUUUGCCUUCCCUUCAGGUCUCAGCUGCCGGAUGCCAGCACCAAGCCCUGCCGGAAAAUAG
Emys orbicularis (European pond turtle) is the source of this 1863-nucleotide messenger RNA. RefSeq names its product exonuclease 3'-5' domain containing 1 (gene EXD1). The transcript is spliced from 11 exons. Gene Ontology annotation, cellular component: PET complex. Gene Ontology annotation, molecular function: nucleic acid binding; 3'-5' exonuclease activity. Gene Ontology annotation, biological process: piRNA processing. The coding region runs from base 16 to 1863 and encodes 615 amino acids. The record is from RefSeq and is a predicted model, not a curated record. NCBI's taxonomy places the organism in Eukaryota, Metazoa, Chordata, Testudines, Emydidae.